This is a messenger RNA of Adineta steineri, 3645 nucleotides long. The record is from the annotation of a GenBank genome assembly. Lineage: Eukaryota; Metazoa; Rotifera; Eurotatoria; Adinetida; Adinetidae.
AUGAAAUUUAUUCUGAUUUUUUAUCUUUUUAUUCAUUUAUGUGAAUGUACAGAUAAUAAUCCACCAAUUAUUAUUGAACAACCACAAGAUAUUUUAGCUGAAUUAGAUAAACCGAUGGCUUUACAUUGUCGUGCUGAAGCUUCAUCAUUAGAUGAUCUUCGUGUCGAUUGGUAUAAAGAUGGUCAAUUAGUAACGAUGGAUCCAAAUGCACGUAUUAUAACAGAAUUUAUGGCUUUACAUGUUAUUAAUACGAUGCCACAGGAUGCUGGUGCUUAUUAUUGUAUAGCUAAAAAUUCUUAUGGACGUAUACAAAGUCGAACAGCUAAAGUACAAUUUCUAAAACUUGAUAAAGAAUUUCUUAUAUCUCCUUCAUCAAUGACAGCAUCACUUGGCGAACGUAUUCGUCUUCGUUGUGAACCACCAUAUGGUUCACCAAGUCCAAUAAUUCAUUGGACAAAAGAUGGAAAGAAUUUAUCUAUUCCACUUGAUCAUAAUGAUCUUAUCUUUCCAUCGAUCCAACCAACAGAUUUCGGUUCAUAUCGUUGUAUUGCAUCAAAUGGUUUAUUACGGCAAUCAUCAAUCGCUCAUUUAACGGAAUUUCAACGACCAAAAAUCUAUAUACGUCCAUCAACAUCACGUGUCGAUAUUCAACGUGGUAAAUCAAUUGAUUUUCAAUGUCAAGUUGAAAGUUUAAAUGAUGAUGAUCAAUAUCAAAUUGAAUGGCAUUAUGCUUAUAAAAAUAGCCCAAUAAUAGGACGAAAUAAUCGUAUUGAUAUUCCAUACGUUGAAUAUAAUCAUAGUGGAUUAUAUAUUUGUGUUGUUAUUUAUAAUAGUGGACGACGACGACAUUUAUUUACUGAAGAAAUCUUUCUUGCUGUUUAUGAACGUUUAACAAGAAAUAAUCAAGAGAAAAUUUUUAGUCAAACAACACUUAAUGUUUAUGCUGGACGAUCAGCUAUUAUUGAUUGUCAAUUACCAUUUGAUACUAAUCAAAACAUUUCAUGGUCAAUUGUUAAUCGUAGUGAUAUAUCUUUAAUAAAUAAUAAUCGUUUUGAUUUUCUUGAUAAAAAUCAAUAUCGUGUAAAAAUUCGUCGUAUUGAAGAAUUUGAUAAUGAUCUAUUAUAUGAAUGUUAUUAUCAAAAUAAAAAAUCAUUUAGUCAAGGUUUAAUUAAAUUACAUGUUAAUCGUAUUGAAUCACCACCUAUUAUUCUUUAUGUACCGAAUAAUCAAACAGUACCUAUUGGCGUUGAAGUUAUAUUUCCUUGUCAAACAAAAAAUACGACAAAAAUUCAAUGGUUAUUCAUAUCAUCAAAUAAUCGUCUACAUAAAUCAAUUAAAAUUGAAAAUAAUAAAAAAUAUAAAAUUGAAACAAAUCAUGAUUUAAUUAUUCGUCAUGCAGAUAAAACUGAUAUUGGCACAUAUAAAUGUAUUGUAACAAAUUCUAAUGAUGAUGAAACGAAUUGGAUUGCACAUUUAAAUGUUGAAGAUCCACGUUCUAAUACAAUAUUUCAACGUGUUGAACGAAAAGAUUUACCACAAUCACCUACGCAACCAUUAGCAAUUGCUAUAAAUAGUAAUUCAAUUGAAUUAGCAUGGAAUUAUCCAUCAACAGAUAUUCAAGGUUAUCUUAUAGAAUAUUUUAAUUUAAAUAGUGAAGAUAAAAAUCUUGAAUGGAAACGUAUAUUUACAACAAAUAAAAAUUCUCGUUCAAUAAUCAAUGAUUUACAAAUAAGUUCAACAUAUCAAUUUCUUAUACGUGCACGAAAUUCAUUUGGUUAUGGUCAACCAUCAUUACUAUCUGAAUUAAUUGAAACACGUAAUGAACAACAAUUAAAUGAUGAAUUUAUUCGUUUAUUAGAUCCAAUAAAUAUUCAAGAAACAAGUGUAACUAUACAAUGGAAUAUUCGACAACAAAAUCAAUUUAUUGAUCGAUAUUCAAUAUCAAUAACAACUGAAAAAGAUCUCAAUGAACGUAUUGAAACAAUAAUUAAUAAACAUAAUCUAACAACAUAUACAAUUACUAAUCUACGUCCAAAUACAGAUUAUACAAUUCGUGUUAUAGGAAUGAAUAGUUUAACAAAUACAAUCAAUCGUCCAAGUAAUGUAAUUGUAAUUCGAACAUUAGAAAGUAUACCAUCAUCCUCACCAGUGAAUGUUCAAGUUGAAUUAACAUCAAUAACAAGUCUUUCAAUUCGAUGGAAUCCACCAUUAGAUACAGAACAAAAUGGUCGAAUUAUAGCUUAUAAAGUGAAUUGUUUAGGAGCAAAUGAAUCAAGUUCAAUACGUUUAUUAAAUAUAAGUGCUGAUGCUAAAGGAUUACAUAUUAAAAGUCUUAUUCAAGAUAUGCAAUAUUGUAUAAGUGUUGCAGCACGAACACUUCUUGGUUAUGGACCCUAUUCACAACCGAUAUGUGUUACAAUGAAUGAUGAAUUUUUAAAAUUAAAUCGUAAUUUAAAUCGAUUUAAUAUCAAACGACGUUUUCGUGAAGCAAUUGCACAACCAUGGUUUUUACCAAUUAUAAUUAUAUCAAGUAUUCUUUUUACUUGUGCUUUAUUAUAUACAUUUUGGUUAUGUUUUCAUCAUUUAAUUCAUCAACAUCGUCAUCGAUUAAAAUUUGUUGGUACAAAUUCUUCAUCAUCAUCGUCAUCAUCAUCAUCAAAUCAAUUUGUUGAAAUGCCUGUACAAAAAACAUUAAGUAAUGGUACACGUUAUGAUUUAAUUAAAGAUACACCUCCACCACCAUCAUCAUCAACAGCUCUAUGGACUGAUACAAUUGGAAGUGGUAUACGUCUUCAAUGUUGUACAACAACAACAGCAUCAGCUAGUAGUCAAAGUGAACAUGAUAAUCAUCUUGUGAAUAUACAUAAAAAUCCAAUAAAUACACUUUUACAACAAUCGAAACAACCACAAUUGAAUCCAUAUGCAACAACUGGAAUAUUUCAACAUAAUCAUUCACCACCACAAACAACAUCAACAUUAUUACCAACAUAUUCUGAAUCUAUACGUUUACCAAUAUUACCAUCACAUCAUUCAGUAUUAGAUCAACAACCAAUAUCAUCCGUACAAUAUCAACCACCAUGGCUUGAUCAUCCAUCACAAUCAUUUCAAUAUCGUUCUCAACCUCAUACACCUUAUCAUCAUCAUUAUUGUAUACAUUGUACAUCACAAUCACAUCCUCAUACACCAUCAUCAAUACGUACAACAACAACAACACGUCCAAAACAUAAUAUUCAACAACAAAAUAAUAUUAAUUCCAAUAUAAGAAAUAAUAAUGAUGUUAGAUGGCCUAUGGAAACAACAGUGAACAGUUCACCAUUAAUGAAACGUCAAUCACAAUAUGCUGCACCACCACUUAUACCUCCUCCACCUCAACCAUCAAAUUCUAUGAUGAUUAAUUCCUUAGGCGGAGAAACCAUGACAACUUCAUGGGCAAGUUCAACCGAUGAUAGUAAUCGUGAAAGUGUACCAUCAUCGUCAUCACCACCAAUUGAUAGAAAAGAACAAAGAAAAAUCAUUCAUGAAAAUAGUCGUUCCAGUAGUGAAGGUUCAUUAUUUUCUGAUUCUGACAAUCAACAAAAUGAAUCAAAUCUAUCAGUAUUAAUUGAUCAAGAAAGACGACCAACAUUUCUUAUGCCUACAGCAUAA